AUGGCUCGCAAACGAGGUUUAGGACCAUUAUUAAUCGCCUAUCAGCAAUCAGCGGUGAUCUGGGGAGCGUUUUUGAUAUUCUCUCCAUUAUUGCUAAUAAACGAUGAUAGUGUGCUUCAAGCCCGAUGCUUGUUCGUUGUUGCUCUUAUGGGAUGCUACUGGGUAUUCGAAGCGCUUCCAUUGGCGAUCACUGCUUUCAUUCCUCUUAUUCUCUUUCCAAUGUUUGGAAUCAUGCGAUCCGAUGAGGUUGCUCGUCUUUACCUCCCAGACACUUGCUUUUUAUUCAUGGGCGGUCUAAUGGUUGCAUUAGCAGUGGAAAAAUGCGAUCUUCACGGAAGAAUUGCGCUAUUUGUCUUGAAAACUGUCGGAUCAGAACCAGCGAGAGUAAUGGCAGGAUUCAUGGGAGUUACUGGAUUCUUAAGUAUGUGGAUUUCAAACACGGCCACAACAGCUUUAAUGGUUCCCAUUGUUCAAAGCGUCAUUGCAGAACUUGUUUCAAAUCACAGAAUGGAAGACCUGAUUGCAUUGAAUGAGGCGCAUAGUCAAAGGAAAAUGAGCGCCGGAAUGAGACGAUUAUCCCUGCCCCAUGAGCAUUUGGAAGUUAACAAUGAGGAUCUUAGUACUUCGAUGUCGCCAAGAGAACAAAGAAUGGCAAAGGGGUUGAUGCUAUCUGUAUGUUUUGCCGCGAAUAUUGGAGGAUCUGCCACAAUCACUGGAACUGCAUCGAAUCUCGUAUUCGUUGGACAACUUGACGAAUUAUUCCCAGGAGCCGACACUGGUGUCAACUUUUUAUCAUGGUUGGUCUUUGCUUUCCCCAUGGCCGCCCUUUGUCUGUUGUAUUGCUGGUUUGUAUUAUAUAUUUUAUUCCUUCGCGGAUCUCCGAAAGGUUCAAUCAUCGUCACGCGCAAACUCCAACAAAAGUACAAUGAGCUUGACGCGAUCUCAUUCGCCGAGGCCUCCGUCAUGGGCUGCUUCAUUCUCCUACUCCUAUUAUGGAUUCUUCGCGAACCUCAGGUGGUCCCCGGCUUUGGAGAACUAUUCAAACCCGACACUGUAUCAGAUGCAACCAGCGCCAUGCUAGUUGUUGUUCUGCUAUUCAUUCUUCCAGAACGCGCUCCACCAAUGCGAGGUUCACAAUUUGGAAGAUACCAGGCAAGCAGCGGGCUUUUGGACUGGGCUACAGUUCAAGACAGAUUCCCAUGGAGUGUUCUCUUCCUACUUGGUGGCGGAUUUGCAUUAGCCGCAGGUGUUAAAGAAUCAGGACUUUCUCAUGAUAUUGGAGCACUGAUGAAGAAUUUGGAUGUGUUCAAUCACAAUAUUAUUAUGUUGAUCUGUAUAAUCAUUGCCGUCACACUCACCAAUAUUUGCUCGAAUACAGUCAUUGCAAGUAUUUUCAUCCCGAUCGUUGCCGAACUCGCCAAGAGUCUUGAACUCAAUCCACUCAACUUCAUGCUUCCAGUGACCUUGUCAGCGUCAUUCGCGUUCCUCCUACCAGUUGCAACUCCACCAAACGCUAUUGCUUUCUCAUCAGGUUACCUUAAAGUGUCCGAUAUGUUCGUUUCUGGCCUUAUUUUGACGUUUGGUUGCGUUUUCAUAGCGAUGGCUAAUAUGCUUUUCUGGGCAGGUUUCGUGUACAAUCUUCACCUCUUCCCGCAAUGGGCCGCCAAUCCGGAACCCCCAUUGGAUGUCAACGACUGGCUUCAGGAAAACAAUAUAACUCUUCCGUUGAAGCCAUAA
Caenorhabditis bovis is the source of this 1737-nucleotide messenger RNA. Lineage: Eukaryota; Metazoa; Nematoda; Chromadorea; Rhabditida; Rhabditidae. The record is from the annotation of a GenBank genome assembly.